Lytechinus variegatus (green sea urchin) is the source of this 1612-nucleotide messenger RNA. Its product is annotated as dual specificity protein phosphatase Mpk3-like. Gene Ontology annotation, biological process: negative regulation of MAPK cascade; protein dephosphorylation. Gene Ontology annotation, molecular function: protein tyrosine/threonine phosphatase activity; MAP kinase tyrosine/serine/threonine phosphatase activity. The transcript has 2 exons. Lineage: Eukaryota; Metazoa; Echinodermata; Echinoidea; Temnopleuroida; Toxopneustidae. The coding region runs from base 246 to 1304 and encodes 352 amino acids. The record is from RefSeq and is a predicted model, not a curated record. Gene Ontology annotation, cellular component: cytoplasm.
UGCUUGCAGCAUCACGCUUGCUCUUCACCUGUAGCUAUUCAUCCAUGCUUGUAUUUUCACAUUGCGAGUUAGAAAUCUGUCGACUUAGCUACUUUCAGGUCGCUUCUUGUAGUAUAACUCUUUUUUUUUUCUCCGAGACUGGCGCCAUUUGUACAUCCUGCCUUGAAUGACACGCAUGUAGAACACGAUUUCCAGUUCCAAAGAUGGGUCUUUUCUGUGAUACAUAGAAGCUAUCACGAUGAACGAUGAACAAUAGACCCUCUGAUUUUCCUCGGUUCCGAAGACGAUCACAAGCAGGACACGGAUUGCAUCGCUUUCGUGUUGGUGAUUCCAGUGCCCUCGAACACCAAGACACAACCAACAUCAGGAACGACGACCCUCCCACCUUAGGAUCCGCUUCUUGUCCGAAUCUCUUACACGUGCAAGACCGAGGAAAGUCUCCAGUAAUGCAUAACAGGCUGCACCUUUCUGUGUCUCUUAGCGAUGAACAGCAAUCCUCACAAGCAGAGUUUUACAGCCGUUACGGUCAGGCGCAGAGGGCGUCCCCCACGCUGUCAGACAAGGGAAUUGUUAGCCCCGUGAUGAUCCACUUCACUACGCGCAGAAUGCGAAAGACCUCGUCUACCUCAAGUUGCAGGUCGCUGUCCGAAAACGACAACAUUUCGUGCGAUGGAGAGGAGGUGGACCCGAGCAAAGUCAUUCCUGAAAUCAAAAUAGAUAAAACCCUCUACAAGGACCAAAACGUGACGCAGAUCCUUGACUUCCUCUACAUGGGUGACCUUGAAGCAGCUAAUCGAGAGCCUCUGCUGUGUCGUCUGAACAUAGAAUACAUCGUAGACUUGAGUAACCUAUCCGGUGACCAAGUGAAGAGGACUAUUCGCCUCAAGGACUGUCCUUGUCUAUGUGCCUCGACCAUGAAGCACACCCGCAUUCGCCUCAACCUUCAUUUGGAUGAAUCCGUCGGAGAUGGCAUUGGCCACUAUUUCGAUGAAAUCAAUAGGUUCAUAGAGGGUGCUCGUAAAUCAAACCGCAAAGUGCUGAUCUAUUGCGUAACUGGACUCAUCCUCGCUCCUACUAUCACCACUCAAUACAUGAUCCAGGGUAUGGGAAUGACCCUCAAGCAGGCGCAUGGUCAUCUCACCAAGAUCAAACCGGAAGUGACUUUCCGAGAAGGAUUUCAGAGGGCGCUUAUCAGACUGGAACAAAAGCUAAGGCCAAAGGCUGCAUUGCCAGGUGUCUUUGACAGAAUCGGUAGGAGGGAUGCGCAGCAACUCCAUGCGCAUACUCAACAAGCUUGGAUGUGACCUUGCCUUGGUAGUUUCUGUUGAAAGUAUAAAGUUGAUUUAAGCUUGAGCAUUGCGAGGUUGCUCAUAGGAUCUAAAUACGCAACCUACUUAUGUCUUGUGUACUGAAGAAGGCCCUCUCGCGAUUGUGCUUCUCUUUUGUAAAGACCAACUUGUUCAGUUGAUCGAAGUUUGAAUCAGGGUCUGUGCCAGGUUCCAUGAUAUUUGUUCUGGCGACAAUUGCUUUUGCAAAUGGAAUGGCAAACUUUAACCUUGGAUUUAACACUAUACCCUAUCCUAAACCUAACGUAAAACCCUAUUGCAACCCC